Messenger RNA from Onychostoma macrolepis, 1952 nucleotides. Its product is annotated as prostaglandin F2 receptor negative regulator-like. Lineage: Eukaryota; Metazoa; Chordata; Actinopteri; Cypriniformes; Cyprinidae. The coding region runs from base 648 to 1661 and encodes 337 amino acids. The transcript is spliced from 6 exons. Gene Ontology annotation, biological process: response to bacterium. The record is from RefSeq and is a predicted model, not a curated record.
UAAACUCUCUGAUUUCGGGAACAUUGAUAUUGUAAGAAUUUGAAGUGUAUUUUUCACAAAUCCAAGGUGUAAAUUUGAGAAAACGGGUGAAUACAGUGGCUAGAUGGUGAAAAAUUGAGGCCAUCAUGACAGAUAUGAUCCAACACAAGAUAGGCUAAAGGGCAACUUCUAUAAACUCUCGAAAAACAGAGCUGAUAUUAACAGAUAACACAGACUCUGCAUCAUAUUGACAUUGUACAUAAUAACUAUUUGACAUUGAAUCGUUAUCUUCUAUUAAAUAAACCAGUCACUGUACGAGGCCUAGGCUAAGGAAGCUCUCUGUGAAGGUUGUUUAUUGAAAUGAAUUCAAUGGUAAGUGUAAAAUACUCACAUAACCACUCUGUACAUAUUCUUUUGAAUGGGUUUGAAAAACAAGAAUGUCUUACCCAGAAAAGAAUGCAUAUAUCAUAUGUUUAUUUGUAUUUUAGCAUACUGCAUGAUUCUAAUCUGUGGUUUAAAGUGUGGUGUAUUUAGAACUGUGUCAGGCCCAGGAAAUGGCUGAUAGCGCUAACUGAACAGAAUCAUGUGACAGUGCCGUACGUCAAACUGUACUGUAUGUCAUGUUACCUACAUUUUGUUAAGCUUCUCCCUCUAGCCUGAAGAAGAAAAUGGGUAAACAACUUUGUGUGAUGGUGUUACUCUUAACUCAAGGGUUCGUGGGACUAUAUGGAGACAUUAUACAACUGCACCCAGUUGUAUCAGUUCAUGAAGGAGGUCCUGUGGUUUUAUCCUGCUUUAUUAAAACAAAACAAAUAAGUAUGGUAUCGUGGUACAAGCAAGUCACUGGAGAAGAACCACGUCUCAUUGCUUCCUCACUUCUCCUUUCACCAAAAAGCCAAUUUCAUGAUGAAUUUAACAGCAAUCAUUUUGAUGCUGUAAGAGGGAGUGACAGUUAUAAUCUGACAAUUGUGAAUGCCUUACAAUCAGAUUCAGGCACGUACUAUUGUGCUUUCUCUUUCUCUAAUAUAAUUAACUUUGGAAAUGGCACUCGUCUGGUUAUUAAAGGAGCAGAAAUCAACAAACCCACGAGUCUAAAGUUGCCCAAGACUGAACUUGUUAAAUCAGAGGUAAAUGUGCCUCUACAAUGUUCAAUUCAAAAUGAGUUAGUGAGCGGUGGAGGUGAAAAUCGUCUCUACUGGUUCAAACAUGGAUCAGAAGAAUCUCCUCCAGGAUUCAUUUAUGUUCAUGGAAACACAAGUAAUGGAUGUGUGAGGAGCUCUGAAGCUGACUGUCUUUCACCAACCUGUGGGUACAACCUCCCAAAGAAAAAGUUCAGUUCCUCACAAACGGGAAUUUACUGUGCACUGGCCACAUGUGGGGAGGCUUUAUUUGGAAAUGUUUCUAAACACAAUCCUGAUUUAGACAACUUCAUCAUCCAGAACACACACUCACUCUUUGUAAUUGUCCUUACGGUGCUCCUGACAUCAAAUAUUACCAUCAAUAUCCUUCUGUGUUGCAUGAGGAGAAAUGAGUCUAUUAAUGCAACAGAAAGCAAAUAUAAGCAAAUCCAGACUACUGAUGAUGACGUGUCAAUAACUGAGUACAAGGAAGAGGAAGUGAACUUUUGGUCUUCAGCCGCCAUCGUCAAAUGCUCAAAGAGUGAAAAGAAAUACCAGCUUUAAGGACACAUUCAGGUUUAUUUGAGUUUGACAAAUCAAGACCAUGGCAAAACACUGUUGUAUAUUAGCUUAUAUUAAUCAUUAAAAACAUAAUUUUGAGUAAUUCUGCCAAUUAUUUUUGAUAAACAGAAUAAAUUCUGUUUAAGUAGUUGUUAAUGGACUGUACUGUAUAUAUUGUAAUGACUGAAAAACCUCUAAAUAUCUUCCACAAUGUUGUAUUGCAGUAAUUACAUGAUGUAUAAUCAUUUUCAUCUGCUUUGUUCAUAUAAACAGUAAUGGCUAUUACCAUUUACA